UGCAGUCGGUGCUACCUGAUUAUACCCUUUGACUCCGUGUCCCUGCAUAAAUCUAUUUUCUGCAACCAAGAACCUCUCUUGAAAAGGCGCCAUCUCCCUUCCUGGUUUUCGAGAAACCCAACUCAAUAUCCAUCCCACGAGACAUCUUUCCACCCCGUCACAAUGUCUUUUGCCGUUCAACUCGUCCGCCCUACUAUCCGGCACUUUUCCGUUCACCGUCCUCGUCCGGACUCUCGCACUGCCCGCUUCGUCACCAGUUCCUGCCUUAUUUCUGCUGUGGUGCUGCCGUUUGUUCCCCCGGCUCUCGAGAGCUCUCGUGAAAAGAGCAAUGGAUAUCCCAACCACAACAAACCACACCCCCCGCUGUGCUUCCAUGCCCGCUAGUCAGUAUAUCCGAUCGGAUAUACCUGAGCGGGGUCGGUUCCGAACAACAACCCCUGGCGAUAAGGAGCCGUCUUUUUGAACUUUCCCAUUUUUUGGCUUCCUCUUUUAUUUUCCUGGUGAAUUAUUUGCGAUCAGGUGCUGUUAGGCGUACUGGUGCUGGGCGAUACAUAUCUACUUACGCGACAU
This is a messenger RNA of Aspergillus ibericus CBS 121593, 570 nucleotides long. RefSeq lists its product as uncharacterized. Lineage: Eukaryota; Fungi; Ascomycota; Eurotiomycetes; Eurotiales; Aspergillaceae. The transcript is spliced from 2 exons. Bases 163 to 384 code for a protein of 73 amino acids. The record is from RefSeq and is a predicted model, not a curated record.